Acanthamoeba castellanii str. Neff is the source of this 1146-nucleotide messenger RNA. RefSeq names its product Centractin, putative. The transcript has 9 exons. Bases 1 to 1146 code for a protein of 381 amino acids. The record is from RefSeq and is a predicted model, not a curated record. Lineage: Eukaryota; Discosea; Longamoebia; Acanthamoebidae.
AUGGCGGAUGAAGUGUUCACGAAUCAGCCUGUGGUGAUCGACAACGGAUCGGGCGUGCUCAAGGCUGGCUUUGCUGGCGAUGAAUCACCCAAAGUGAACUUCCACACUAUUGUGGGCAAGCCAAAGCACAAGAGGAUAAUGGCGGGAGCGGUGGAGGGCGAAUACUUUGUCGGGUCGAAGGCCGAGGAGCUGCGCGGACUGCUAAAGCUCAAGCGACCGAUCGAGCACGGCAUCGUCACCGACUGGACCGAAAUGGAGCACAUCUGGAACCACACUUACUCUGAGCUCAAGAUCCAGUCCGAGGACCAUCCGGUGUUGCUCACUGAGGCGCCGCUCAACCCGCGGAAGAACCGAGAGAAGGCAGCGGAGGUGUUCUUUGAGACCUUCAACGUGCCCGCGCUCUACGUCUCGCUUCAAGCAGUGCUCAGUCUGUACGCAUCGGGUCGCACGACCGGUGCCGUGCUGGAUUCGGGCGACGGUGUCUCACACGCCGUACCCAUCUUCGAGGGCUUUGCCAUGCCUCACGCCAUUCAGCGCAUUGAUGUUGCUGGAAGGGAUGUGACACACAACCUGCAGACGUUGCUGAGGCACGCUGGCUACAACUUCCACACCAGCGCGGAGCGGGAGAUUGUCAGACAGAUCAAGGAGACCGUGUGCUACGUCGCGUUUGACCCCAAGAAAGAGGAGGAGCUGUUGGAAUCGGAGAAGAGCAAAAAGCCGGUGCACGUCAACUACAAGCUUCCCGACGGCAACGUCAUCGAGGUGGGCAUGGAGCGCUUCAACGCGCCCGAAGUUUUGUUCAACCCCGAGCUGAUCGGUGAAGAGUACCCCGGCAUCCAUGAGACCAUCACCAACUCAAUUCAGAAGGUUGACGUUGACCUGCGAAACGUGCUCUACCAAAACAUCGUGCUCUCCGGUGGCUCCACGCUCUUCCCUGGUUUCGGUGAUCGUCUGCUGGACGAGGUGAAGGGUCUGGCUCCGGCCAACAUCAAGAUCAAGAUCUCGGCGCCGCCUGAGCGCCUCUACUCGACGUGGAUCGGCGGCUCCAUCCUGGCGUCCCUCGCCACGUUCAAGAAGAUGUGGGUCUCGAGCGAAGAGUGGGAGGAGGACGGCAAGGCCGCCAUCCACAGAAAGACCUUCGCGUAG